Messenger RNA from Pleurotus ostreatus (oyster mushroom), 8415 nucleotides. RefSeq lists its product as uncharacterized. Lineage: Eukaryota; Fungi; Basidiomycota; Agaricomycetes; Agaricales; Pleurotaceae. The transcript has 2 exons. Bases 1 to 8415 code for a protein of 2804 amino acids. The record is from RefSeq and is a predicted model, not a curated record. Gene Ontology annotation, molecular function: zinc ion binding; nucleic acid binding.
AUGUCUUCCACCAUUUCCUUUCCUGAAUCCUUAUCACCUCCUUUAUCUCAAUCUCCUACCUCUUUGACCGCACAAACCACACCAGAACUCCACAUGCCUGCCCUUGGUCCAGACCCAGCUGUACCUAAUCAGGCUAACAUCCCGACCCUACCUCUUCCUCGAAAUCGUGAUACAGAGGACGAAACCUCUCUCGCCUAUCGCACAUAUCGCUACGCUCCUGAAAUGAUGCCUAUGAUUGGUGAAAGAGGAGCUCCACCCCUAUUCAAAGGAAGUCACGAGAAAAUCACCUCUUUCCUGAAAAAGUACAAUGCCCUUUGUACACGAUACUCCAUCACACGCUCAGCAGACAAAUGUGAACGGGUCCUGGAUUAUUGUAGUGACAAGGUGUCAGUGCUUGUGGAAGCACUCCCAGGGUUUCGGCAAAGCUCCUGGAGUCUCCUUCAGGCUGAAAUGGAGAAACAUUUUGAUGCCGACCGCAAGGAGAAACGCAACACUACCAGUAAAUUAGCCAAGCAUACCAACUAUUGGAGCUCCAAGAAAAUCAAGUCGCUUACCAAGUGGAAACAAUAUGAGCGGAAGUUCAUAUCCAAAUCUGGAUGGCUACGCAAAACCGAUAAAAUCACGGAAGAAUUAGAGGCUACCUAUUUUUGGCUUGGAAUCCACCCAGACGCCCGGCAAAAGAUAGAAAACAGACUAUUGGCACGACAUCCUCGUAUUUCUGUCAAAAAGGCAUUCCCCAUGGCACUGGUUUCAGAAAUAGCACAAGAAAUCUUUGAACGAGACCGAUUCGAGUACAACCUCAUUGAUGUUGGAUCAGACUCGGAGAAUUCCUCGGAUUCAGAUUCAGACUCAGAAUCAUCAGAUGACUCAGAGGAUGAAAAACGAACCCGUGCAAAGAUCAAGGCACUUAAAGCUCGGAAAUCAGCGAAAUCGAAAUCCAAGAAAUCCAAAACUCACGAUCUUGACUCCGAUCCAGUAACAGAAAACCUACAGUCCCCGAAAGAGUACAGUAGUCGGAAAUCCAAAACUAUUCCGCCGGAGGACAAGGUCGAAGGACUAAUCAAGAAAAUGUCCCAGAUGAGCUUAGACGAUCCGGAAUAUAGUACCACCUACUAUAGGGCCUUCUGCCUUGAUGAACGAAUUACCAAAAUCUGUCCUCCCCCCAAUGUAGGACAACGCCAGCCAGUGGGGAAUAUGGGUCCCCCUCGAAAUAGAUUCCCUCCACCAAUUCCACCAAGAGUCAAUUCAUCAACCUUACCACCCACCUCAUCUUCCAAUCCCACACCUACAUCAUCUCCUCCUGCUCCAAACAUGACUCCACGACCACCUAUGACUUGUUACGGAUGUGGAGAACAAGGUCAUGGAAUUGCUAGGUGUGCACCUGUAGCGGAUCUCAUCAACAGAAGAGUAGUUGUCAGAACCCCAGAAGGUCGAAUCACUUGGCCUAAUGGAGCUCUAAUAUACCGAGAACAAGGAGAAUAUCUAGUCCAAUCAGUUCAACGAAUCACCUCUCAAUCCACUCCAGUAACUUCAAAUUUCGUUAUGUCCACAAACCCCGAUUGUUAUAUUUCGGCAACUGGCAAAAUAUAUGAAAUCGAAGACGAUUCAGCCUCAGAAGAGGAGGAAGAAGAAAACGAGAUACUUGCAGUAGAACGAAAUUCCAAGACUGUCACCAUGAACCGCAAAGAUCUAGAACGAGGUGCUGUAAAAUCUAGGCCUGUACUCAAUGAGGAUACAGGAAGACGUACCCGAUCAAAGGGUCCUGUACCAGACCCAAAACCCAGUUCAUCUGCGCCACGAUCUCGCCCGAACCCGGUUGUUCCAGUCAUCCCUACAAUACCUGACCAAACCCCUAUUGAUGCAAGAGUUCGCCAAGAAUUUACCGUGGAAGAUGUUACUAUGACGGACGAACUUCCUAAAUCCGCCCGCAAACCAGCUCCAGAAACCAAACCAUUACCGUCAGACCCCACCAAGCCAAACAAGGCCCCAAUAUCGCGCCAAUCUGAGAUUCUCCCCGAUCCUGAAUUAGACGCAAUACUGGAACGAGCACUUGCUUUAACUCUUCCAAUCACGCUAGGAGAAUACUUUGGGAUCUCUAAGCAAGCUAGAGAACAUCUAGCCAAAAUGUUUAAAGGAAAAACUAUGAAGAUAGCCAACGAACAUAGCUCACCUUCGCCGGUCGCAAUGGUGGAAUCUGAGUCAGCUCCUCAAACCCUUCAAGUUCAACUAGACGAGGAAAAUUAUGAUCGGGCAUCACUUAUCGUUGUUCCUAUGCGGUUUGGAAACGAGGUUAUCCAGGCGGUUAUCGAUUCCGGUUCACAACUCAACAUCAUUCAUGCCGAUACAUUCAAGAAAUCCAUUCACCUACCCGUGGACACUAAUCGAAUCAUUAAAAUGAAUGAUGCCAAUGGAGGAACUGGAGAAUUGAGGGGCUAUGUGCAGAAUGUCCACCUCACUUGUGGAAGUGUCGAAACGGUGGCCAACCUCUAUCUUGGUGAAAAGGCACCUUUUAAGCUUCUACUUGGGCGACCAUGGCAGCGUGCAAACCGUGUUUCUAUUGAAGAACGAAAUGAGGGGACCUACUUGAUCUUCCGCCCGAAGAACGAAACGACCUGCUACGAGCUUUUGGUUCUUCAGUCAGUUUUGCGCCCCGAUCAAAUGCUACAAGGUAUCCUGUGCAAAGAAAACUCAAUGCUUGCAUCUAUGAUGAUUCACGUACCACCUACCCCUACUACCAGCAAAAUCGAGGAACUAGAGAAUGACACCCCAUCAUUUCUAGACCAGCAACCUACGGCAGACUCAACACCCCCACCAGCUGCAAUAAAGGAAUGUAUCCAUGUACCAAGAGAUAGUAUCCUUCGUACCAACAACCCCUACUGUAAGGAAUGUUGGCCUUACAAUUUUCUUACUGCCUCAACAAAAAGAAGAAUUACCUACGAAGAUACUCCAAUAGACAUUCAGCAACAGGCCAAUAGAGAAAAUUACCUGAAACACAGUGAACAAAUCCUCAGGGAAGUAAUGGAGCUCAGUUUUCCAAGUGUGCCCCCUAGCCUCAAAAUAUGGCCAAGCGUUCCCUACUCAGCUCAUCGAGAAAAGGUUAUCAUGACCAAUUUCUCACCCGCAGGCCCACCGAAUCAAGGACCUUCCAAAAACUCUCUUACCGUAACACUAAAUCCCGAUACCAUCAAACCCAAAGAAAUUUGGUCAAACGAGAUAAUGGAUGAACAAUCUGUUCAAACAUACGUUGGAUGGUGUAACGAGAAAUCUCCGCCAGCUUCUUCCGUUAUGCAAAAAGGACUGUAUUCCAACAAUAAAGCAAUGUGGUACGAGGACCAAAGGGAACCACCGGAAUUUCGGCAGGAAAUAAGUGAUUGCACCACUUUUCAUCGCUCAAACAGCAGUAAUAGAAACUCACCUCCUUCGGAAUCCGAUCUCAAAAAUCUAAAUGAAGAACUCCUCCUUCAGCUAGACGAACUACUUCAAAUCUCCAAAGAAAAUCAACAAACUACCGAGACGUUUAGAAAUGAACUUCCCUCACCUCCAGCCACAUCUAUCCAACAUUCCAACCUCUUACCUCCGUUCAUAACCGAUAUUCCAUGGAACGACCCCCAAACUAUAAGCCAAUUCCCUGCCUUGACUAUGAAGCCCACUACCUUUUACGCAAAAUAUGCACCCAAAGGACUAGACGAAGAAAUUCAGAACCUAAAUUCUUCCAACAUCUUACCUGGAGAAGAUCCGGGACUAUCCACUCUACCCUUCGAUUGGGGAAAUGAACCCUUGAAUGCAGAAUUGGAAGCAAGACUAGCCGAUAUAGCUAAGACAAAAGAAAAAUUGGAAUCGGUUGAAUGGCGGAACAAACGCCGGAACCCAUACUCUUCAGGAAUGAAUCCCCAACAUAACCAGACCUCCAAGUCAGGACUUUUCGAUAGCUAUGAUAAGGCCUCCAAGCGACGAAAGAGCAACAAAGGAAAAACCCCUGAGGGGAUUAUUCGACCAUUAUGGACAGAGUCACUCAGGAGAAGAGAACAACAUUUUUGGAAUAACUCACAAGGACCACACCCUCCUCAAAGCCCAAAUAAUGGUACAGAGAACCCACCGAGCAGUACCACACCCUCUAGUGAUUCUUCGGAAUUCAUCCAUGAACUAUCUGAUGAAAAUGAUGCAUUAAACACCAUAGGCGAGGAAGUGGAGAAAUUCUUACUCAAAAUGCGGCAAAAUCGGAGCCAAGAUGAAAGAAACUAUCGGAAAGGCUAUGCGGAAGAAGGGUCAGAGACAUCUUCUAUUAGAAAUGCUUCAUCAUCCAAUAGUUCUCACUCACCCACGAAGGACAAUGCUCCAGAAAUCCAAGGGACCUUGGAAUAUCACCUGGCGGCCAGUUCAGACAACACAGACCUUUCAAACUCCCAUCCCCACAUCACGGAAACUUUCUCAAAAGACAAAGCGGUCACACGUAAAGACCAUCGGGAACUAACAGCAUCUGGUACAAGUAAUUCUAACAACUACAUGGGAGGCACAGUAAACUACGGCAGGACUAAAACGAACGGCGGAGGAACAUCUUGGACUAAUCUAACAAAAGAUGACCCAGUAAUCAGUAAUAAUCCUAGCAACCCUGAGGAUUCAGGAAACUUACGCAUCGAGGGAAGGAUACUAGUCGAACGUCCCAGUAAGGAUGGACCGACAAAGGGCGAAGAUGAGGAAGCACGUAACGACGAAUUUACGACAGUUGGGAAUAUGGUCCAAGAAGUGGGCAAAAUGCCAGCGGCUGGAAGCGCGGCACAAGGAAUAUGCGAGAUGCGAGAUGAAUGGAAAACGAUUCAGGAGAAGAAGAGGGACGAGAACCUGAUAAGGCGAGCAUUUGCAAGUGGCGUUAGCCCCAGAGACGUUGUACGAGGACUCACACAAACUCACAUUGAGAGAUGUGUCCACUACGAGAUCGACGAAGACUUGCAACGUGCGAGAGUAACGACUGUGGGAGACGACGGAGGAACAAGAAGAGCUUCGAUGGGAGAGAUAGAGUGCGAGUAUGAGAUCGAGCAUACGCGAACGAAAAAGGGAAGCACUACAGGCAGUUAUGGUCAGAACGAGCGAAACGAAAUGUCUGACAGCGCACCAAAGAAUACAACGUGUUCCAACGAGAAAGCGAGUAACGUUGACCAAGGAGACGUGGAAGCUGUGCGCCAUAACGUUCAGAACGGGUUCGAACAUAAUGAAACUCGAAGGGACUCACCAAUGAGAGGAAGCAACGACGAGGCGGGGCAAAUUGAGUCGGGAAGAAAUAGACGGCGAGGAGAAGAUAAUAGAGAAAUAGGCAAGGGAGUCGAGUUUGCUAUUGCGUCAGCACAGCGCGCCGGAAGCGAUGGAACGAAAAGGGACAAGUAUGGCGAAGACCUGGGCCAAGGAAUGAUGCAAGGGAGCAUGAAGAACGAGUGCUGUGUCGACGAUAAGGUGAUAACCAAGAAUGCGCGCCCUGCUGAGAACGUUAUGGAGAAUGAUAAGCAAGAAAUGGAAAGUGACGCACCUGAGGGGCUGAAACGCCGCCACUACACUCCACCACGGUCCUUCCAGAAUGACGAAUGCGAUGUCGAGCGUGACUGGCUUAUUGUCGAGAGUCAAUGUGGUGCGAACGAAAGGGCGAAUAACGACGGAGAGCGAAGUCGAACAGGAACAAGGAAUGAAGGGCGAAUGCGGUUGUUGCCCCCAGAACGAAUGCAAGAAAGGGUCUCCACGACGGAGACGGAUAGCCGUUGGAGUACAGAUAGUGGCGACGACGAUUUGAGAGUGCAGGCCACGAAAACGAGGAUUGUCAACAAUGAAGUGGAAGUGAGAAGACAAGGUGCGGCGCCAAAGUUAGCGCCAAACGAAGCCCGCACUUGGACGCUUCUCGUCGAACUUGACGAUGUCCUACUAUGCAAUCUACGGUCUCCCAAUACGAACUGUACCGAAAACAAUAAGCACGCCGUCGAAAUCAGAUGCGACUCACGCGGUACGAUAAGGAAUGAAUGCGUACGAAAAGGAAACGAAUGUGUAAGAAACCAGGAAAGAAUGUGUGACUCACAAGGAACUACCUGUUCUGGGAACGUUCCUGGAACGUUAGCGACCAAAUCGAACGGUGCAAAAAUGAAUCUUGGGUUGGGAGACCCAGGGGACGAGCAACGAAGACUCGGAGAUCUCGAUCGAAUCCGCUACGAAGAAUACUUCCUAGAAAGAAACAUAAGAGGUAUAAAAGGUUGUGCAGCCGAUACUGACGAAUCCUCAUCCCAGAAAACGCAUCCCAGCGCUCCUCUGAGACCUCAGACUUCGUACAACCAGCAAACCCAGCCUCACAGCAAUCUAACAAAUCCAACAAUGUCUACCAGUACUCUCAGCUCUAACGCCGUUAACAACAAAGACUACGACGAAGUGAAGGAAUUACUCGCUAAGUUACCUAUUAGCGUUCGCGUUUCUGAAGCAAUCAAGGUGCUCCAUGAAUCCGGUAAACCCCCCACCGUUCGCGUCGACAAAAUCACGCAGCCCCAGAUUGCGUUACCCAUGACGCUUGCCGCCGCAUCGCCUGGUGAAGAAACCACCGUCGAAAAUCGAAUUCGACGCUACGCAGCAAUCCAACAAGCGUCGACUGACGACCAAGCUCACCAAGUUGUCGGGGUAAUGACGUCUGCCAAUUUCAUCGAGCACCAAGAAUAUCAGUUACCCAACGGAAAGGUGUGCGUCUUCCUUGCUACAGACGUUCAUAUGUCUCGUCGCAGCACCGCCGAUCCCAAGGAAGUCCAAUGCAACUAUGGACACGCCUACAUCGUUCUUUCGCAGCCAAACGAACCCGAGAAACCCCAGCCUGAAGCUGCGCUUGCGCUAUCCGAUACAGUAACCCAUAGUGCGGCGAUUCACUCUUGUCCCUCCGAUUUCUUACACCAAAUGGUAGGAAUUGAAGGACCAGAAACUCCCCUUUUACAGAACGACGGAGUCAAUCGACGAGAAGAUACCCCCAGGCCUACUAUUUCGCGGGGACUUAUGCAGCCUCCCUCCAAUCCAUAUCGCCAACCUCCUACUUAUCGUGACGUCGCCGCGCAAUUCCCUUCCCCACCACCAGACACGCCUCUUGCGCGCAAGGUUAAAGGCAAAGUUACGUUCCGCUCCUCCUUUCGAAACAACGACUCAACUCCCAACGCUAUCCAACCAACUCAAGACCCCAGAGAACGUCCCCGUAACCGUUCCCCCACUCCCUUUCCUCACGUUAGACCGCCCUCUGCACGCUCCAACUUCCCACCCAGCUCACGCCGCCACCAACACUCACUCAUACCUGUCAAUGAUACCAUGUUUAACGACACUAUUGGCGUACCUAUUCCCAGUGUCGCUGCUCAACGACAUAUUCUUGAGGAAAUUAACCAAGGACGCAUUCGUGACGCCGCCGCACAGUUUCUUGAGUCUACCACUAGGAAUCAAGUCGCCGACGGGGCUGGAACUGAAACCAAGUCAGCGGAAACUCAGGGAAGCCCCAUGAGCCAAGACGUCCCUAUUUCCGAUUCUAUUGCUUCGACUCCUACCCUAGAUAUCCAAACCAAGUCGCCAAUCAUUAUUGAACAAACUGAAGCGCCUCCCUCGCUUAUCUUUUCGACUCAAACGGCUAAUAAUUCUCCGAAUCUAUCGUCCAUGGAGCUCCAGUAUCCUCACGACGAAAUUGAAGUGCCAGCCACUCCUACCCCAUCUGCAGAUAAUAAUGGUACGCCGACCGAAGAUAUUGCCAUGACAUCCCUACCUCUUCCUAAUCAUCACUCGUCCACCUCAUCCACCUCGUCCCCUCACUCCACUGAUUCAAUUAUGGCACAAGGGCGACCAUCUCCAGAAUCUAGCCUGGAAGAAAACACGGUCAAAACGGUAAAUGUGCCUGAAACCCCAAAGGGUAAAGCAGGGCAUACCAAGAGUUCCAACACUAUUAUUAUCCCUCCCAGAUAUGCCAAGAAGCCAUGGAAAUUCAAUGGUCCUCCCACAGCACCUGCCAAGUUGCAAAACACACUUGCUAGACGCACCAGAUCGAAAUCUAAGAAGAGCCCUUCUUCGCCACCCCCUCCUUCGACCAUCACCCAGCCUCUUAGCUCCCUCACAUCCCGCCCAUUUCGUCUAUAUCACAACGAAGAAGAAGCAGUCAUGGUUUUCGACUCUGAUGAUGAAAAUGCCGAAAUCUUUCGAAACGGCUUUUUGAUUGAUGAUGGUCAGGGUAACCUCUCUAUUCAGGUUCCUUAUAGUGAAGAGGCACGAAACCUCAUGGCCACCUUACAAUCUGAGGACGUGAGAAAAGAAGAAAUCGAAAAUGUCUCACCAGAGGAACCGGGACCAUCUACUCAAACUACCAGGACAACUCGUAACAUGAGGAAACGCAAGGCCAAAGCCAACAAGAAGGCCACUCAAGAAAGCUCUACUUAA